AUGCCGCCCACACUUUGGAGCCUCUUGACACAAUGCUAUCCCCCAGCUCCCCAAUUCACCGAUAAGGAUGUGCCCGACUUGGCUGGUAAAGUCUAUAUUGUUACUGGCGCAACAUCAGGAGUUGGUAAAGAGCUGGCUCGCAUUCUGUAUGCGAAGAACGCCAAGGUUUACAUUGCUACGCGAGAAGAGAAGGACAUCAUCAGCAAAAUCGAGCAACUUGAGCCAAGCUCAAAUGGCAGCUUAGAAUUCCUCAAACUAGAUCUGGCCGAUUUGCGGUCAGUCAAGGCAGCAGCAGAGUCCUUUAUUGCGGCUGAGACUCAGCUGAAUGUGCUAUUCAAUAAUGCUGGUAUCAUGACAAAUGAUGGCAAGAAUGGGGUAGUCAAUCAGUCAGCACAAGGCUACGAGGAGCAGCUGGCAGUGAAUGCCUUGGGCCCAUUUCUCUUCACUAAGCUGCUCAACCCUCUGCUCCAAGCUACAGCCGCGAAAAAGAGCACAUGGACAAACGAGGUCCGUGUUGUCUUUAUUUCUUCUUUUGGUGCAGAAAUGUACCACGAAAGGCGGGUAGGCAUCGAUAUGGAGAAUCUCGACUACCAUCAUCCCAAGGCUCCUAUGGAGCGCUAUGCUAUUAGCAAGGUAGGCGUAUGGACAUACGGUGUUGAGUUUUCGAGGCGCUUCAAGGCCGAAAGGGUUAUUGGAGUUCCUGUCAACCCCGGAAACCUGCGAUCUGAUCUUUUCUCGCAACAAGGCAUCCUACUAAGACUUCAAAUGGCUCUUAUGCACUACCCUCCAGUCAAGGGCGCCUACACGGAGCUGUAUGCAGCCUUCUCGCCUGAUAUUACACAAGAAAAUGCCGGCACCUAUGUCUUCCCCUUCGGUCGGAUGGGUGAGAUCUGCAAGGAGCUCCAGGAUGCAGCUGAGCCGAAUGGUGGAGUGGACCUGGCGCGUAAGUUCUGGGAGUGGAGUGAGAAGCAGGUUGAGAAGUAUGCCUGA
Messenger RNA from Clonostachys rhizophaga, 990 nucleotides. NCBI's taxonomy places the organism in Eukaryota, Fungi, Ascomycota, Sordariomycetes, Hypocreales, Bionectriaceae. The record is from the annotation of a GenBank genome assembly.